AUGGCAGCAAUGCAUCCAUCCAGCAGCCGGUCACAGUCUCCAGCGAGGCCGUCAUCCGAAAAGCAGGACGUCCAGCACUCUCAUCGCCGCGGACGUCGACUUCAUCACGGCUGUCACAGCCACGCAGAACAUCCACGCCACCCACCUCUUCUUCCCCAUGGCGCCCAUCAGCUCUCACACUGCGACUAUGCCGCCUUCCAGCCCGUCUUUGCACACUACCUGGACCUGCAGCGACGUCUCCGGCUGGCCGACCUGUCCACGAACGAGACGCGCUGUCGCUGGCGGAGCUUUGCCAGCCGCUGGAACCGCGGCGGUCUGCCGGCUGCCUGGUACCGACCACAGAUGUUUUUGUAUGUCGUCCGCGCGCAGGUAGAGGAGACGGCGUGGCGACAGCGCGAACAAGUUGGCGGGAACGACCGAGAGCCCAACGACGAAAGCCUCGUGCACUCUGACGACAGCGACAAUCCCCUCGAUCACGACAGCGACCACAGCGACAGCACAUAUGCCCGCCCGGAUGUUCUCUGCCAUGACCAGCGUGCUGCCGAGCACUACGCGCGUCUCCAGGAACUGCUGCCACGCAUCUCCAGCCGCGACGAUGCCACAGCAGCCAGCUCGGCCGACUGCGCCAACUACCGGCACGUGCUGGCGGCGUUGCAACGACAGCAGCGGCGACAGGAAGCUGCGUCAGAGAUGGUCGAGCGCGAGCCGGUGUAG
Messenger RNA from Grosmannia clavigera kw1407, 714 nucleotides. RefSeq lists its product as uncharacterized. Bases 1 to 714 code for a protein of 237 amino acids. The transcript has a single exon. The record is from RefSeq and is a predicted model, not a curated record. Lineage: Eukaryota; Fungi; Ascomycota; Sordariomycetes; Ophiostomatales; Ophiostomataceae.